AUGGGAACGACUGGUGACAGAUCCGAUGACGAAUAUUCCGUUAUUGGUGAUAAAGGAGGAAUCGAUUUCAUCGACUAUGCAGUCGAUGAAUCUGUUUGUAAUUUCAAUCCGUUUGAGGAUGGUCCUCUUGUAAUCUCUACACCAUUCCCGUUUUCAAAUGGGAAUCCUCAAUAUAUAUCUGUUGGAGCAACUGCUUUCGAUUCCAUUAGUAUCAGGAACACCACUGAUGAUCCGGUGGAAUGCUGGACAAAAAUCUAUGCAUCAAGUCCGGAGAACUCUUUCACUCUUUCUUUGAUGAAACCUCCAUUGGGGAACUCUGACGAAAAUACAAGCCAAGAGUUCAUUGAGUUCUUCGAUUUAGAGGAUCGAAUGAUACAGCCCGGAGAGACUUUAACCCUUUGGUUGUCCUGCAAAGCAAUGGAAAUCGGCUUGCAUACUACGAUAGUGCAUUUUGAUGUUGAGGGUGAAAGAUUGGAAAGAGUGGCCUUUCUCUUGGUUGAAGACAAGAUCUCGCGUUCUUUGGCAUCUAAAAAGCCAUACUCUAGAAGUCAAAGAAAGAAACAAUUUUCAGUCGAUGAAUAUGUUACUGGGUCACGCCCGGCAAGGGCAAUGGGUCGAGGUGCUCGAAACAAGCUUCCCUGGUAUGACAUUCCAAAUGAUAUCAGAGAACUGGUUGAGAAUAAGCAGACUCCUGGUGCCAUAAAAGCCGGCCUUACAAGAGAGAAUUAUGCAGCUUACUUCAAACAUCUCUUAAUCCUGGAAGAGUUACAACUAGAGGAGGACAUGAGGGCCUAUAACAUGGAGAACAUCAACAUGAGGAAGAAAGGGAAGUACUUAUCACUUCAGGUCCCGGGGCUUGCAGAAAAAAGGCCCUCACUUGUUCAUGGAGAUCAUAUAUUCGUUAAACUCACGUGUGAAGAUGAUGCUAAUGAAGCAACUCGAGUUUAUGAGGGUUAUAUCCAUAGGGUAGAAGCUGAGGAAGUGUACUUGAAGUUUGCACUAGAAUUUCACUCAAACCACAUAGAUGAAAAUCUUUAUAAUGUGCAGUUCAAGUAUAACCGAAUCAAUAUGCGGAGGCAGUACCAUGCCAUCGAUGCUACAAAAAGCCUAGAUGUAGGUCUCCUUUUUCCAUCUGAGUCACCCGAAAGUAGGGUUAUCGAAACCACUCCACUAGUGCCCAUCUGUUGUACACUUAAUGAGGAGCAGAUGUGUUCAAUUGAGAUGAUCCUCGGCUGCAAAGGAGGACCACCUUAUGUGAUUUUCGGGCCACCAGGUACAGGGAAAACCAUGACAAUAGUGGAGGCAAUCCUCCAGCUCUAUCAAACCCAAAAGUCUUCUCGAAUUCUCGUGUGCGCACCUUCAAAUAGUGCGGCUGAUUUCAUUCUAGAGAAACUCCUCAAUGAGGAAUCUGUUGAGCUUAAAGAGAAUGAAAUAUUCAGACUAAACGCAGCUACGCGGCCAUAUGAUGAUGUCAAACAGAAUUUUCUUAGGUUUUGCUUCUUUGACGAGCUUAUCUUCAAAUGUCCUCCGCUUAGAGCUCUCGCCCGCUACAGAAUCGUGAUAUCAACUUACAUGAGUUCCUCCCUCCUGUAUGCAGAAAGUGUUAGUAAAGGUCAUUUUACUCAUAUUUUCUUGGAUGAAUCAGGUCAAGCUUCAGAACCGGAAAACAUGAUCCCUUUAGCGCACCUUUGCCAAAAAGAGACUAUUGUUGUGCUUGCUGGGGACCCAAUGCAGUUAGGUCCGGUCAUAUACUCCCGAGAAGCUGAUGAUUUUGGACUGGGGAAGUCAUAUUUAGAAAGGCUGUUCCAACAUGAGUGUUACUCUAAUGGGGAUGAAAACUAUGUGACAAAAUUGGUUAGAAAUUACAGAUGUCACCCCGAGAUCCUGUAUCUCCCUUCAUUGCUUUUCUACAACGGUGAAUUAAUCCCUUGCAAAGAUGACACAGGUUCGUUACUGAAUUCAGUAAAGUUUCUUCCUAACAAGGAGUACCCUGUCUUUUUCUUUGGUAUACAAGGCUGUGACGAGAGGGAAGGAAGUAAUCCGUCAUGGUUCAAUCGGAUUGAAGCUAGCAAGGCUGUACAAAUUGUUAGUAGUUUGAUAGCAACCGGGAUUCUCAGCCAGGAAGAUAUUGGGAUUAUAACCCCCUACAGGCAGCAAGUCCUCAAACUACAGAAGGCCUUUGAGAGCCUUGACACACCAGAUAUCAAGGUUGGCACUGUUGAACAAUUCCAAGGCCAAGAACGGAAAGUUAUCAUCAUAUCUACCGUCCGAUCAACAAUCAAACACAAUGAGUUUGACAGAAUCCAUUGUCUGGGGUUUUUGAGCAAUCCUAGAAGGUUUAAUGUGGCCAUUACCCGUGCCAUAGCUUUGCUUGUUAUUAUUGGAAAUCCACACAUAAUUGCCAAGGACCCAUACUGGAGCCAGCUUAUAUGGCGUUGUGUCGAUAACAACUCUUACCAGGGCUGUGCUCUGCCCGAAAAGCAAGAAGUGUACGUCGAUGAAGUUCCAGCAUCGGAGGAAUGUCAGAUUGUGAUGAAAGCAGCAUUGCUGAAAGAUGGGGUGAAUACACAGCGGAAACCGAAAAUGUCAAAACUUGGACAGAUGAAGCCGACUGGACCGACGGGUGGAAAUGUGACACAUGAGGGGUCUUUCACUUCUAUUUUUCUGCCAUUCUUUCAUAGGGGGGCCUUUGCUUUGCUGCUUUUGUUUCACAGUGAUAAAUGUGAUGAACUCAAGUGUUUCACUUCAAGUGACACAAUAUGGCCUAAUGGUAAAGCAAAUGGGAAAGACGACAUCUUCAUACACUAUCAUUUUGCUGAUUACAAAGUAUUAAGCAGGAAAAUCAUCAUUCCAAGAAGGAACCAACUUCUUUGCUUCCAAACCCGGUUUGUUGCAGAAGUAAACAUAGCUUGUUCUACCGAGGAACUCGGUGGUGUUGGCAACCUGACCACAGGUUCCGGAGGCAAGUCCGCCAAAUCUGACAAAUCCGAUGAAUCGGAUGGUUUCGAUGUCCCUGGAUCGGUGGUGCUUGGAAAUGGCGGCAACGAUGGUCAACCCAUCGCAUGA
Hibiscus syriacus is the source of this 3066-nucleotide messenger RNA. RefSeq names its product probable RNA helicase SDE3. Gene Ontology annotation, molecular function: RNA binding; 5'-3' RNA helicase activity. The record is from RefSeq and is a predicted model, not a curated record. The transcript is spliced from 5 exons. Bases 1 to 3066 code for a protein of 1021 amino acids. Lineage: Eukaryota; Viridiplantae; Streptophyta; Magnoliopsida; Malvales; Malvaceae.